AUGUCCAUGCUGGCAGCGCCGACUGGUGCUCAAUGCUUGAAGUUAGGCUUGCUUGCACAGAGACGCGCCCCAUCUCUGCCAAUUGAGAUUAUCGACUAUGUUGUUGCAUUCAUGUUGCUGGACAGUCCGGUUUUCUCGACAAUCGAGGGCUUUUCCUGCGCUAGUCAUCGGUUUCGCCAUAUCGCUUUCAGACAAUACUUCUCGUUGCUCACUGUCAAGUCCAAGUCACACUGGCUUAAACUGUGCCAAAUACCCGGAGUCCGCACCUGGACACGGACCAUGGAUACGAUAUCCAUAGCGCUCUAUGUGAACCCAGAAAACCUUGUAACGUUUAUGAAUCUGCAUACAGUUACCAUCGACUUCGACGCGGAAGGACAGCAUACACACCACACUUCUGCGAAACUCAUCUUGUCCUGCAUGCCUCCUCAAGUUACUCGCCUCGAGCUGCUCUAUCUGCCUUCUAUCACGACCUAUCUGCUCUCUCUGGUCGCCACCUACUGCCCGCGUCUCGACACUCUGGUUCUGCGCUGCUCUGACCGCCUGCUGCCUGACUGCUGCUGGAACUGCUACGACGAAGCCGGGAGCCACACCGUCCACUCGCCGAUCCCGAACAGUUAUUGCAACGCCGAGCACCUCGCGCACGCAUUCGGCAAAGAGCUGAAGCACCUCCACAAGCUGAGACACCUGCACCUCGGCAUCUAUCUCUCGCCCCUCGACCUCUUCUACGACCACCUCGAGCACGCAGGCGACUUUCGCUUCCCGCCCACUCCGGACGUCACACCACCCUUUGGACCCGAUCUCUGUGGCGACUGUCAGGUGUUCGCCGACGAAGUGAGGCGGACGGAGCUCGUAGCUGCGGCAACACUCGCAUCACACCUGCCCAUGCUGGAAACGAUGACCUGGAGUACCUUCUUUGCGCAGAGUGGGAGGGCCGGCGACGAUCAGGCGAAGCAGACAACUACGAUCGCUAUCCUGCAGGAAGAAUGA
Molecule: messenger RNA, 987 nt
Organism: Phanerochaete carnosa HHB-10118-sp
Lineage: Eukaryota; Fungi; Basidiomycota; Agaricomycetes; Polyporales; Phanerochaetaceae
Exons: 4
Coding region: 1-987 (328 amino acids)
Source: RefSeq, a predicted model, not a curated record